This is a messenger RNA of Cuscuta europaea, 2927 nucleotides long. NCBI's taxonomy places the organism in Eukaryota, Viridiplantae, Streptophyta, Magnoliopsida, Solanales, Convolvulaceae. The record is from the annotation of a GenBank genome assembly.
GUUUGGCCGAAUUUUGCCAACAGAAAGUUUGGGAUUCGAUAAAACCGAUCUGCCAUUUAACCUCCGGCCACGCUGAGACGUCGGAGAGGGCUAAGAAGGAUCAGAUUUGUGUUUUGACAACCGGAAAUGCCAAAUUUCCGCUCUAAAAAGCAUCUCAGGUAUUCCAACCUCAAUGUUUUCCAUACUUAUUGCUCGUUUCCUUUUCGCGAUGUCCCUAAACCCUCCCCAUACCCAUUCCAAGCUACCCCUUCUUCAAACUGCGGUUUUGAUCUAAAUAUACUCUCGUAUAAGCCUUAUUUAGGCAAAUAUUCAUCUCGAACGCCCUCAAAGAGCAAUUUUGAUCUCUUCGCUCACCCACAAAUUCGUUCUUUUAGUUUUAAUUCUGACCCCUACCGCCUUUACAACAGCCAAUCUACCCUUCCACAGGCUGCCUGUAGGUUUUGUAGUUCAAGUUCUAUAAAUCCACCUAGAUUCUUCUCUGCUCAGAAUCUUUCGGAAACUAUGGUCUAUAACGAGAAGAGUGAGAGUAAAGCUAUGAUGGUAUCGGGGAGUGGAGAAUCUAGAAGAAACGCCAAUGAGAUUAACUUAGUUACACAAAUCGUUGACAUCGUUAGGAGCGGUGGCGAAGAUUUUAGGUCCAAUUUGAGUUCAAUGUCGUCUUCACUUGACUCUAAGCGAAUUCUCAUGAACACUUUUAAGGUUCUGAAUCAGCUUAGAAUAUCUGGAUUGGAUUUUUUCAGAACUCUUGUGGAGAUGAAACCUAUUUUGUAUAGAAGUGGUGAUGUCUGUAGCCUGAUCAUCAACAAUUGUGGGUGGUUGGGUGAUCAGGAAGCACUGUUAUCUUUGCUGCAAGAGUUUAAACUGCAAAGUAUCUGCCUCAAUCAAAUGGCAUUUGAGUUUUUACCCCCCUCUGAACAAGGUAAAGAUGAUCUGAUGGAGUCUACUAGAAGAGUGAUUGAAAUGUUAAACAAAGUGGGCGGAUCUUGUCUUCAUUCUGGAGUUAAUGUGUUAAUCGAGAAGUUUUGUUUUUUGAAUUUGUUCCAAAUGGCUAAAUUUGUGAUGGAAACCACAGAUAGGACAGUUCGUCGGUACAAUAUUUUGAUCCGUGCAAGGUGUAAACGAGGUCAAAUCGAAGAAGCACAUGCCACCAUUGAAGAAAUGCUUGAACACGGUCAUCUCCCCGAGACAAACACAUUCAACUAUCUGAUUGGGUAUUUGUGCAAGCGUGACAGGAUGGAUGAAGCGUGUCAAUUGCUUCAUAGAAUGAAAGAAAAAGGGCCUCCUCCUGAUUCAAUAACGUUGGAAGCAAUAAUAUAUCACUCAGCCAUUCGAGGCCGUCUGGAUGUUGCUUUCCAGUAUCUUGACUUGACUGUAAAUCUGAAUAUUGUACCUCGGCCCACUACUCUUUCAGUGAUUCUGAAUGCGUUGUUCCGAGCAAAACAACACGAGAAAGCAUAUCAAUAUGUUAAUGAUAUGACUGCCAAGUUUAAGACCUCAAGCAAUACGCUUUACAACUUGCUUGCAAAGCUUCAUUUGAAAAACGGGGAUCCUGUCAUUGCCAAGAACAUCUUAAAUGAAAUGGUCAAGAAGGGGUUAAUGCCAAAAUCCUCUACCUGUUUAAUUUGUGAAGUAAGUGAAGGAGAGUGACAUCGGAAUGACAGUAGCAUGGGAUUCGGUCCAUAUUUAAGGUCCAUGUUGCGAUACCUUUAGGGCUUAUUUGGCAUGCAAAAGGCUAGCUUACAUGCUACGUAUGAUUUAUUUUUGUAGGUAUGUAUGUACUUUUUAGAUAAGCUUGUUUGGUUGGAGGAUCUUUUUUUCACUGGUGCUUCAAUAUUUGUGUCAUGUUUUUAAAAUGUGCUACAUGUGCUUUCCUUUAUAAUUUCAUUUGAACCUCUUUCUGUUUUGGAAAUUAAGUUCUAAACCCGUGCUUAUUUCAAAAGUUUUAUGUAUGUAGGUUUGAAUUUUUUCUUUUUAUUUCAUUUGAAAUUUUAAGGCAGCUUUUCAACGGCUUUUGUAUUGCUGCUUCAGAUUUGGAACUCUGUUUUUAAGUUGGGAAUGCUAUUCUACAUUUGUAAUUUAGCUGUUCAUGGUAGCAAAGUCCUUGUAGGUUUUGGUGUGUUCUUUCAGAGUCUGGGAUCUCCUUGCAUUUUCUGGCGUUUUAGUUUUUGUGCUUGCAUUUUAUUUUUGUUACUUCGAAGAUCGUUUACAGUUAUUUACAUAGCUUUUCUACUAUUUUUGUUUACUUCUAUGUUUGUGUGUUAACUUGUUUACCUUGUUUGUUUGAUUCCAUGCUUUUGACAUAGGCACAGAGUCCACAUUAUCUUUUACUACGUACCAUUUAUUAGUGUUUCAUCUAUAACAGUUUCUCUACCCCUUGAAAUAAAGGUAAGGUUUUUGUAGAUCUUACCCUCCCCAAAGCUUUUAUAUCUAAGUGGGAUAUACUUGAUUUGAUUUAUGUGUCCGUGCAUCUUUUUAGUAGCUUUCUUCUAAACGCAUAUUAAAUUUACUGGAUUAACACUGAAUUAGCACUGGAUGAAAAUAUGAGAGCAUUGGUAGGGAGGGUUGGUUCCUUAACCGUUCGUUGUCCACCCAAGUUCAUUGAGAAGCAAUUUCCUAUGUGUAUUCUGUGUACUAUGAGUUAUUUAUUUAUUUGUUUUGGACUUUUGGAUUCUUAGAUAUGCUUGAUUUUUGGAGUUGAUUGUAGCAGGUUCGAUCAGAUGGCUGAAAGUUUACAUUCCAUUAGUCUUGGCUUGAAGAAAGGUCCAUAUUAAUUGGGCAUGAAUAACAUAUUAUAUAACCUUUAAUUUAUUAUAACCGUUCACCACCCACACAUAUGUUAGAAGUCUUGAUUUAGUAACAGGCUAAUUCUAAAUUUAUUUUCUGUUCCUUUUGAUAAUCGAUGAGAAGACCGAGGCGCUUUGGAUUAU